Zygosaccharomyces rouxii is the source of this 1842-nucleotide messenger RNA. It is a transcript of the gene ARO10, whose product is annotated as phenylpyruvate decarboxylase ARO10. The transcript has a single exon. The coding region runs from base 1 to 1842 and encodes 613 amino acids. Lineage: Eukaryota; Fungi; Ascomycota; Saccharomycetes; Saccharomycetales; Saccharomycetaceae. The record is from RefSeq and is a predicted model, not a curated record. Gene Ontology annotation, molecular function: carboxy-lyase activity; magnesium ion binding; thiamine pyrophosphate binding.
AUGGGCCCAGUUUCUUACGAAUCACAGGAUAUUCGCACAAAACGUAUUCCAUUCGGUGAAUACCUUUUCAAAAAAUUAGUUCAGAGUGGCUCAAAAUCUAUCUUUGGUGUCCCAGGUGAUUAUAACUUACCGCUGUUGGAACAUCUCUAUGACGACUCCGUCAAAGAUAUCGGAUGUAGAUGGAUCGCAUGCUGUAACGAAUUAAAUGCUGCUUAUGCAGCUGAUGGUUACUCUCGCUAUACCAACAAAUUGGCAACUCUUAUUACUACUUAUGGUGUUGGUGAAUUGAGUGCAAUAAAUGGUGUUGCCGGUUCUAGUGCUGAAAACGUUAAAGUUUUGCAUAUCGUUGGUGUAGUUAAGUCAGAUGCACCUGAAUGUAAUUAUCACCAUUUGAUACCCCAAUUGCAACAUUCCAAUUUUAUUGGUCCCAACAGAAAGAUUUGCUACGAUAUGGUAAAAGACAGGGUAGCAUGCUCUGCAGAAUAUUUGGAAGACAUUGAAACUGCUCCUGAAAAAGUUGACAAGGUGAUAACAGAGAUCUAUAAACAUUCUAAACCAGGUUACCUUUUCGUUCCAGCCGAUUUUGCUGAUAAACUAGUCGAUACGACUUGUUUGAACAAUGAAAUCAACUUGUGCAAUUCUAUUGAAAGGACUCCUUCCGAGAAAUUGGAUUCUAUUGUCGACGGUGUUUUACAAUGGAUCUAUCAAAGUCAAACUCCUGCUAUCUUAGCAGAUGGUAACGUGGAUAGGUUUGGAUUAAUUUCACAAUUGAACCAGUUCAUUGAAAGGACGCAGAUGGUCAAUUUUACUACGAUUAUGGGUAAAUCUAUCAUAGAUGAGACCAAUCCAAGGUACCAGGGUCUUUACGCUGGUAAGAGCUGUACAGAUUUGGUUAGAAGUAAAUUUUUAAGCUGUGACUUAAUUUUACACUUCGGUGUGGAGAAGAAUGAGGUUAACUAUUGUGCCCAAGGUUUCCCCUAUGGCCCUCAAGCUAAAGUCAUUGAAUUUCAUCAAUCUUAUAUUAGAUUAUUCGAUACGCUAAAUGGCGAUGAACAGCUUUUUGAAAACGUUAAUUUUGUCGACGUCUUAACCGCCCUACAUCAGAGAAUCGAUAUUAGUAAAUUGAAUUUACAAUACGAUAAGGCUAUUUUCACUACUUAUGAACCAAGUCAGUUGAAUCUACCUGAAGAAGAUACUUCUGAUGUGACUCAGAUUUAUUUACAAAAGAAAUUCCCUGAAAUCUUGGCCCCAGGUGAUAUUUUGGUGAGUGAUACCGGUUCUUUCCAAUUUGGUGUUCGUGACUACAAAUUACCAACUCAGUCUAAAUUCAUGGCUCAAAGUACUUGGUUGUCUAUUGGUAUGGGUCUUCCUGCUGCUCUUGGUGUCGGUAUUGGUAUGCAAGACUACCCACGAAUUCACAUCUGUGAUCAAUCUAAGGUGCCAGCCGGUUACAAACCAAAAUUGGUUCUUGGUGUAGGUGAUGGUGCUGCCCAAAUGACUGUACAAGAAUUGACUACCAUGCUACGUUAUCAUGUUGAUAUUAAUGUUUUCGUCUGGAACAAUAACGGUUAUACUAUCGAAAGAGCUAUCAUGGGUGAAAACAGCGAUUACAACGAUAUCAUGCCUUGGAGAUGGACUAAACUAUUUGAAGCGUUUGGUGAUUUCGAUGGUAAAUAUUCCAACAGUUCUUUGGUUAAAACCCGUCAAGAGCUCGAUCAAAAGAUCGAGGAUAUCAACAAGGGCGGCAAAGGUAUUGAAUUGGUUGAGGUUAAAUUGGGUGUGAUGGACUAUCCAGCACAACUUCAAAUGAUGCUUUCCAACAUGAAAAAUGCCAAGAAAUAA